UCAAAUUUUUUUCCAUCAUCUCAAAGCAACCAAAUGAGCACCGCGGCGUUCUCUCUACACCCCUCAAUUCUGUUCAAAUUUCGUGCCAAACACAGCUUCUCAUGGAAAUUCACCCUCAACAAGCAUUCAUCUUCACUCGCCAAAAUUUGCUGCUCGCGGAACAACACGCCCCAACAACAGCUUAACCUGUCCGUCCUUCGAUUCACUCUAGGUACAGAUUCUUCUUCACUUAAGCGUGUCCUGGUGCAGUUAUUGCAGCAAUUUCAUUUGCCGAUUUAUUUCUGUCUCGUGGCGUUAGGGAUACCUGGAUUGGACGAAUCUUAUUUGCCCAGAUACAUUGGUUAUGCAUUUGGGUCGCUUUUAGUGUUGAAUCAUUUUGUGGGCUCGGAUUAUUCAUCCACUACUGCAGCUCAGCUGAGAACGGAGGCAUUGGGACUUUCUUUGGCCGCAUUCGCUGCCGUUGUUCCAUAUCUGGGAAAGUUCCUCAAGGGAACCGCUCCAACUGACCAGAAAAUCAUCCCAGAAGGAGCUGAGCAAAUUUUUAUAAUGUCAGAGGAUUUGAAUGAUGACAAGAAGGAAGAUUUGGCUUGGGGAACAUAUGCUCUUUUACGUAAUACAAACUCAAUAUCAGUGCUCAUCUCAGUUCCGGAUGCCUUGUGUGUGCGUGGCUAUUGGAAUACACCAAAAGAUUUGUCCAAAGAAAAUGUUCUCAAUUGGUUCGAAAAGAAGAUUCAAGAAAUAGGUUUCUCCAAUUUGAAGGAUACCGUGUAUUUCCAACAGGCUGCAGAUUCUGAGUUGAAGGAGAUGGUUCCAACCGGGAUUCAGUCCUUCCUCGUGCAACCUAUUCUGGAUGCUUCAAGUCAAACGGUCAACAGCAAGGGUUUUGUCCUGUUGGCUUCAAGCAUGGAUUAUGCAUUUAUUGAUAAAGACAAAGCAUGGAUAGCUGCAAUUGCCAACAAAUUCUAGAGGUGGGCUUUCCUUGACUCUUGUAGAUAAUUAUUCAUCUCACUAAGUCAUUGUCUAUGCCUUCUAUUGAUUGACCUUUUUCCAAUAGGAUUUUACUUAGCUUUCGUGUUGCAUAUUUUCUGAACUUCUCAUAAUCGCAUAAAAAAUGUGGUCUUGGAUUUAUUAGAUUUUUGUUUUUUAUUGGUCGCGAAUAAUCAUGAUACAUUUGGCUAAACAAUCAAAACAUCCUAAAGACGAAACAGGAUAUGAAAUAAUAAUUGAUGCAUUUAGUAGUAAGGUUAUUCUAUAUAAUAUUAGUGUAGCAAUUGUGCCUUUUAGAUGCAUGGACCUUGAGACCCACCAAAAAGUAAAGGCUAGUUUUUCUCCGAAGAAUAGAGGUUAUGCCCUCUUUUUGUCUACUGAAAGAUUUAUGAAACAAACCGUAGGAAUAAUUACAAUGGAAGCGCUCAUAGGAUUUAACCUCUUAAGGUGUUACAAGAGCCUCAUUUAUAUUUUAAGCAUCUAGAAGGUCCAUCCGAGAGUGAAAUUCUUAAAGCAAAACAAGAGCUAAUGGAGCGCUCAGAAUAGAUUACGAGAUUUUUUGUUUUGUUAUUUUUUAUUGACCUUAACUUGGUGGUUGUUUUCCCUUUUCCUUCAAUUUUUUGUUAACUCUACACCUUGAACAGAAUGUUAAAGUGCAAACCAUUUUACUGGGAACAGAUAGAUGCACAUCAUCAUUAUAGGGUUAAACUGUUACAUGAUUUAUUGAAGACCUCUAAAUGUAUCACUUAUUUUUUCUGUCCCAAGGUCUCUCUACCUAGAUUUUUCCCCUUGUGUUUUUGAUUGAAAAUGGGGGUAUGCCCAUCAUAAACAGAAAUCAUAAUUCAAGCGCAAUACAAAGUUCAUUGGUUAGCAUGGCAUCUACAUUCUACACGAACUUCUCCAGACUGUACACCAGAUUACCUUUAGACGCACAACUUUCCUGAUGGCAAGAAUUAGCCCUGGCAUGAGCGAUUGCACUCCUAUGACAUCAUGUUUAAGGGUGUAAACCUGAAGAAACAAAAAAAAAAAAAAAAA
Messenger RNA from Striga asiatica, 2022 nucleotides. Lineage: Eukaryota; Viridiplantae; Streptophyta; Magnoliopsida; Lamiales; Orobanchaceae. The record is from the annotation of a GenBank genome assembly.